Messenger RNA from Daphnia magna, 738 nucleotides. Its product is annotated as testis-specific gene A8 protein-like. The record is from RefSeq and is a predicted model, not a curated record. The transcript has 3 exons. NCBI's taxonomy places the organism in Eukaryota, Metazoa, Arthropoda, Branchiopoda, Diplostraca, Daphniidae. The coding region runs from base 1 to 738 and encodes 245 amino acids.
AUGUCGUCUCGUCCAUCGAUAUCCAGGGAAACCGACACUGCAGCCGGUCCAGCUUCUCCAGUCAUGGUCGACAUAGCAAACUCACCUGCUAUGGCUGCCGGCCCAUCUGCUGAAGCUAUGGUUGCUGGUCCAGCCUCUCCACCUAUGGCUACCAACCCUUUGGCUGAAGCUAUGGCUGCCGGCCCAUCUGCUGAAGCUUUGGCUGCCGACCCAGCAUCUCCACCUAUAGCUGCCGAUUCAUCUGCUGAAGGUAUGGCUGCUGGCCCAGCAUCUCCACUUAUGGCUGCCGGCCCGGCAUCUCCACCUAUGGCUGCCGGCCCAGCCUCUCCUUCUAGUGCUGCCGGCCCAUCUGCUGAACCUAUGGCUGGUGGCCCACCCGCUCCAGCUAUUACUGCUGGCACAGCCUCACCACCUAUGGCUGCUGGCCCUGCCUCUCUAGCUAUGGCUGCUGGCCUACCCACAUCUACUAUGGCUGCCGGCCCGGCUCCAAAACCAAAACGGAUGAAGACUGAAGCCCAAAAGUUACAGUCUCGGAGAUUGCAAAAGAUAUGGCCAUUUGGCAAAAAGCUGCCCUUGGGGACCACGACCAAAUCCACAACGAUGGCAACAACAACAGCCAUGGCAAGACCAACAGCCAUUGCAACACCAACAACAGCCAUGGCAGCAGCCACAACCAUGGCAAUAGCCACAGCCAUGGCAGCAGCCACAGCCAUGGCAGCAGUAAAACGAGGAAUGUAG